Drosophila subpulchrella is the source of this 692-nucleotide messenger RNA. RefSeq lists its product as uncharacterized. Bases 39 to 542 code for a protein of 167 amino acids. Lineage: Eukaryota; Metazoa; Arthropoda; Insecta; Diptera; Drosophilidae. The transcript has 3 exons. The record is from RefSeq and is a predicted model, not a curated record.
UUCAUAAGUCUACCCCAACUGAGUAUAAUCAAAACGGAAUGUCUACCACUUCGGUGAUUUUGCUGAGCUUCUUUGUGUGUGCCACCGUGGCCUUAGUUUUUCCAGAACACCAUUGCCCCGAAUAUUUUACGUAUGGCAUGGACAAAAGCGGGAGUUAUAUAGGUGUUUUCACGGCGAAUGAAGCAGGGGUUAAUAACCUGAAUUUUUUAGCGAUAUUUAAGUCGAAAAAUAUUGCUCAGAUAUCGAAAAUGGAGCCGUAUCCCAGCUAUGAUGAAGCCAUCGUAAAUAUUAACAAGGGACUUCGUGGCCAGACGUUUGUUCGAUUCAUAAAUAAUGGUAAAACGCUGCCUACACUUACUAAAUUCUACCUUAAUGAUAAGUUACUGUGCAAUACAACGAUAAAAAAUGCAUGGAGGCGUCAUUAUGUGAAAACAUCGUUUCCAUUAACCACCCAAGAAAAAAUACGAAAAGUCGAGAACACUCGGCCGAAAAUGCAUCCAAUUUUACCGGUAAUAAAACCCAGACAUUACAUCACAAAUUAAAGUUUAAUAAACAUUCGAACAAAAUUAAAAUUUUUGAAGAAAAAAAAAUUGAGUUAAUUAGAAGAUUUUGCAUUUAUAAUUUGUAUACCCAACGAUUUUAAAGAAAAUAAAAAAAAUAAAAAACAAAAAACCGCUUUAGGAACCAGAUAA